This is a messenger RNA of Elephantulus edwardii (Cape elephant shrew), 3474 nucleotides long. RefSeq names its product castor zinc finger 1 (gene CASZ1). The record is from RefSeq and is a predicted model, not a curated record. Gene Ontology annotation, cellular component: nucleus. Gene Ontology annotation, biological process: regulation of neuron differentiation; positive regulation of transcription by RNA polymerase II. Gene Ontology annotation, molecular function: RNA polymerase II transcription regulatory region sequence-specific DNA binding; DNA-binding transcription factor activity, RNA polymerase II-specific. The transcript is spliced from 12 exons. Bases 43 to 3474 code for a protein of 1143 amino acids. NCBI's taxonomy places the organism in Eukaryota, Metazoa, Chordata, Mammalia, Macroscelidea, Macroscelididae.
GAAGGCACCCAGUGCUCCCACCCGCCUGCAGGCAAGCCCGCCAUGGCGGCAGCCAAGCGCAAAGGCGGCCUGAAGCUCAACGCCAUCUGUGCCAAGCUGAGCCGCCAGGUGGUGGUAGAGAAGGGAGCAGAGGCUGGCUCCCACACUGAAGGCAGCCCCUUGCGGCCCCGGGACAAAGAGCGCAGUGGCCCUGAAUCGGGGGUGGCCCGGACCCCCCGCAGCGAAGAAGACAAGAGACGAGCAGUGAUUGAGAAGUGGGUCAACGGAGAGUACAGCGAGGAACCAGUGACCACCCCAGUGCUGGGGCGCAUCAUCCGGGAGGGCCUGGAGCAGCCCCCUGAGGGCGUCUACAUGGUGCAGCCCCAGGGCUGCAGCGAUGAGGAGGACCAUGGAGAGGAGCCCACCAAGGACAGCAGUGUCACGGAGGAGAAGGACUCAGACCGGGCAGCCACAAAGGAUGACAGUGGUCCCAAUGCCAAGCAGGCCUCUGGAGAGGCCUCCUCGCUGCGGGACUACGCGGCCUCCACCAUGACGGAGUUCCUCGGCAUGUUCGGGUAUGACGACCAGAACACCCGGGACGAGCUGGCCAGGAAGAUCAGCUUCGAGAAGCUGCACGCGGGCUCCACCCCGGAGGGGGCCGCCGCCUCCGCGCUGCCCCCCUCGGAGGACGCCCUCAGCAAGCGGGCACGCUUCUCCAAGUACGAGGAGUACAUCCGCAAGCUCAAGGCCGGCGAGCAGCUCUCCUGGCCAGCACAUGGCACCAAGGCCGAGGAGCGGACGGGCAAGGAGGUGUUGGGCCCCUUGCCUGGCCUGCGGCUGCCCAGCAGCACAACCCACUUGGAGACCAAGGCCACCAUCCUGCCCCUGCCAUCCCACAGCAGCGCCCAGAUGCAGGGCCUUGUGGCCCGUGCCUCCAAGUACGACUUCUUCAUCCAGAAGCUGAAGACGGGGGAGAGCCUGCGACCCCAGAACGGGAGCACCUACAAGAAGCCGUCCAAGUACGACCUGGAGAACGUCAAGUACCUACACCUCUUUAAGCCUGGAGAGGGGAGUCCUGACAUGGGUGGCGCCAUCGCUUUCAAGACGGGCAAGGUGGGGCGCCCCUCCAAGUACGACGUCCGAGGAGUCCAGAAGCUGGGCCCAGCCAAGGUUCCACCUGCUCCCAGCCUGACUCCUGCGCCCCUCGUCAGUGCACCCAGCGCCCCCAGCGCCCCCGGGCCUGCACCUGAGCCAGCUGCCUCCCUGCCCUUCAACACAUCCGAGUACCUGAAGUCAACCUUCUCCAAAACAGACUCCAUCACCACGGGGACCGUCUCCACUGUCAAGAACGGAUUGCCCACAGAUAAACCAGCUGUCACCGAAGAUGUAAACAUUUACCAGAAAUAUAUUGCCAGGUUCUCAGGCAGUCAGCACUGCGGCCACAUCCACUGUGCCUAUCAGUACCGCGAGCACUACCACUGUCUGGACCCCGAGUGCAACUACCAGAGGUUCACCAGUAAGCAGGACGUGAUCCGGCACUACAACAUGCACAAGAAGCGUGACAACUCCCUGCAGCACGGCUUCAUGCGCUUCAGCCCCUUGGACGACUGCAGCGUCUAUUACCAGGGCUGCCACCUCAACGGGAAGAGCACCCACUACCACUGCAUGCAGGUGGGAUGUAACAAGGUGUACACCAGCACGUCCGACGUGAUGACCCACGAGAACUUCCACAAGAAGAACACCCAGCUCAUCAACGACGGCUUCCAGCGCUUCCGGGCCACGGAGGACUGCGGCACAGCUGACUGCCAGUUCUACGGACAGAAGACCACGCACUUCCACUGCAGGCGCCCCGGCUGCACGUUCACCUUCAAGAACAAGUGCGACAUUGAGAAGCACAAGAGCUACCACAUCAAGGACGACGCCUAUGCCAAGGACGGCUUCAAGAAGUUCUACAAGUACGAGGAGUGCAAGUACGAGGGCUGCGUGUACAGCAAGGCCACCAACCACUUCCACUGCAUCCGCGCCGGCUGCGGCUUCACCUUCACCUCCACCAGCCAGAUGACCUCGCACAAGCGCAAGCAUGAACGCCGGCACAUCCGGGCCUCGGGCGUGCUGGGGCUGCCCCCAUCACUGCUGGGCACCAAGGACACAGAGCAGGAGGAGUCCAGCAACGACGACCUCAUUGACUUCUCUGCCUUGAGCAGCAAGAACUCCAGCCUGAGCGCCUCCCCCACCAGCCAGCAGUCCUCCGCCUCCCUGGCUGCCGCGGCCACCACAGAGGCAGUGCCCAGUGCUGCCACCAAACCUCCCAACAGCAAAAUGUCUGGGCUGCUGUCACAGGGCCUGCCUGGCUCCAUCCCUCUGGCCCUGGCCCUCUCCAACUCGGGCCUCCCCACCUCUGCACCCUUCUUUCCACUCCUUCCUGGCCGUGGGAGCACCUCCCUACCUGUGGCUGCAUCUGGCCUCAUGGGUGCCAUGUCCUCUGGGGCUGCCGCCUCGGUCACUCCUGACACACCCGCACUGGCUAGUUCAGGAGCUGGUGACGCUGCCCCGGCGACCACUGCCUCCGUCCCAGCACCCCCCGCCUCCAUCAUGGAGAGGAUCUCCGCCAGCAAGGGCCUCAUCUCGCCCAUGAUGGCCAGACUAGCCGCGGCCGCUCUCAAGCCCCCCGCCACCUUUGACCCAGGAAACGGACAGCAGGCCACCCCCGCCAGGUUCCCCCCAGCCCAGGUGAAGCAGGAAUCCGGUGAGAGUGCUGGUGUCCCGGGCCCCCAUGACGCCUCCCAAGACCUGACUGUGAAGGAGCCCAGUAAUGAAUCAAAUGGCCAUGCAGUCCCGGCAAAUUCAUCUCUUUUAUCCUCGCUUAUGAAUAAGAUGUCUCAGGGCAAUCCCAGCCUGGGCAGCCUGCUGAACACCAAGACAGAGGCCGAGGGCAGCCCUGCCACAGAGGCCUCGCCCUUCCUGGGCAGGGCCGUGAAGGCCCUGGUCCAUGAGCAGCUGGCAGAGCCCUGGAAGGUGUACCUGCGCAGGUUUGGCACCAAGGACUUCUGCAACGCGCAGUGUGACUUCCUGCACAAGGCCCACUUCCACUGUGUGGUGGAGGAGUGCGGUGCCCUGUUCAGCACCCUGGACGGGGCCAUCAAGCACGCCAAUUUCCACUUCCGGACAGAGGGAGGAGCUGUGAAAGGAAACCCGGAGCCUGCCUUCCCCACCUCAGCCACUGAGGCCAAACCCUGCCUGGCCCCCUCGUCCCCGCCAGCACCUCCCGUGAGCACGGCCACGGCGCCCUCCCUGGAGGGACCAGCCCCCAGCCCGGCCUCUGUGCCCUCCACCCCCACUCUCCUCGCCUGGAAGCAGCUGGCUUCCACCAUCCCCCAGAUGCCUCAGAUCCCAGCAUCAGUGCCUCACCUGCCCGCUUCACCCAUGGCAACGACUUCUCUAGAAAACGCCAAGCCCCAGGUCAAACCCGGAUUCCUCCAGUUCCAGGAGAAGUGA